Molecule: messenger RNA, 3135 nt
Organism: Saprolegnia parasitica CBS 223.65
Lineage: Eukaryota; Oomycota; Saprolegniomycetes; Saprolegniales; Saprolegniaceae
Exons: 15
Coding region: 1-3135 (1044 amino acids)
Biological process (GO): signal transduction
Molecular function (GO): protein binding; 3',5'-cyclic-nucleotide phosphodiesterase activity
Source: RefSeq, a predicted model, not a curated record
AUGGAGGUGCCAUCACCCGCCGACGUCAAGCUGGUGCUGCCGCGAGUCUUCUCGGAGACCAAGAGCGUCGAGAAGGGGCUGUCACCAGCCAAGCUCAAUGACGCCACCAAGACACCGCGCUCGAGCAAUGCUGCAAAAAUCGACGACGUACGCUUGAGCUCGGAAAAGUCGAGCGAGGUGAGCCCCGCGCGCCCCGUCGGCCAUUUGCCCGAGAACAGCCCACCGCGCCGGUUUUCAGUCACGCGCGGCGACCCGCUACGGGCUGCGAUACUCACGCACGACGAAUUCGAACGGCCCAGUCGCAAGUUCGAGCCAACUCCAGCGGCUGCCGUCCGUCCCGUUGGCGUCCUCAGUGAGAAGAGUCCUGUCAAGGAUCCGAGUCCGAAGCGCAAGCCACCAACACACCUGCAGCACCUUGAUCCUUCGGGGGAUACAUUGCCCACCAAAGACGGACUUGGCCUCUUGGAACUGGCAGCGAAACGCCAGAGCACGCGCAAUCUGAUGCGAACCAAGACGGACGACGACGGAGACAGCAACGAGCGUCACACACUCAGCCACUUGAGACCACUCACGUCGGUCCCACCGCUGCAACUCCAUGGCCGCAUGAGCGCGUCGCCGUCGCGGCACAAGCUGGAGCUCCAGCAGCGCCUCACCGACAUUGAGCACUGCCAGCUGCCCGUUCUUCCCUCCUCACCCGAGUCAAGCGCCUUUGACGAGAAGCGGCUCUCGGAGAUGAGUCCGAGUGAGUACGCCGAGUCUUGUGCGGCAUUGGGUCUGCCCGAUCUCCGACGCCACCACGCCAAGCUCUUCAAGCUCGUGCGGCAGUACCAGACACUCUUCUCGGUCGCGAGCUCGAUUUCCGUCGAGAUUGACUCGGGCGAAGCGCUCUCGCGCAUCAUUGAAGGCACGUACGAAGUGCUUGAAGUCGAUCACGUCGCGCUCUUCCUCAUCAACCACAAGAAAGAGACGUUGCACAUGUGCGUCUCGCGCUCGUCGCGCAGCACCGAGGGUCUUGGCGACCCGCGCUGUGAUAUGGACACGGACAAGUACCUCGUCGACGGAAGCCUCGCGCGCAAUCUGCUCUGCGUGCCGAUCCUGGACCCGUCCAAAGUGCCCGUCGCCGUCCUUCGCUGCGCCAACAAGGCGGCAGACUUUACGCCAAGCGACUGCAUGAGCCUCGAGCUCAUCGCGUCCAUUGCAGGACAUACGCUGCACAAGCUCGAGCUGUACGAAGUCGCGAUGCUCGCGGGACGCAAAAGCGUCGGCGAUGCUCGAGGCAAUGACCUGAAUGGGAUGGUCCACAAGAUUAUCGACGUGGCGAAGACAGCGCUGCACUGCGACAAGGUGUCGCUCUUCCUUUGUCACCGCGAGAAGCGCGAGCUUGUGUGCUGCGUCUCGUACGAUCCGGUGCUUCGACGCAUGGUCAUCCCAUACGGCGUCGGCAUCGCUGGCUACGUGGCGGGCACGGGACAAGUGCUGCGCAUUGACAACUGCUACGACGACCCGCGCUUCAACGCCGCGACGGACCGCAAGAUGGACUACAAGACGAUUUCGGCGCUCUGCGCACCGGUGAUUACGCACGACAACGACAUGGUCGCCGUCAUCCAAGCCAUCAACAAGCUCACGGUGCCGUCCACCGAGCACCCGCCGGCCUUGGACACGAUUGUUCCGUUCCAAGACGCCGACGUGCAGAUGCUAACGGCGUUCUGCGACGAAAUUGCAUCGUCGCUGCGGCGGUCGGCGCUGGAGACUGCGUACCACCAAGUGCUCCAAGGCGUCAAUCACAUGAAGCGGCGCGACUCGCUCACACUCGUAGUCUCGUCCCUUCUCUCGUCGUACUCGCAGCCGGCGGCGCCUGCGCGCUCUUCCAAGCGCUACUGGUUCAUUUACGCGUUUCGCGCCGUGGGCAAGUUCAUGCGGCGCCUCAAGCGACACCGCGGCGUGCUGACGUGGAUCGGAAACGACCAAGCACCCGCGCUUCUGAUGAAGUGCACGCUGCGCGCUCAUUGGGACAGCGCUCAAGUCGGAUUUGACGAUUUUUCGUUCAACAUCUUUACGUGCCCAUACGACCAGCUGCGCCACCUCUGCGUCGAAGCCUUUCGAGUCAUCGGUGUGUUUGAGACCUUCUCCGUGCCGCCGGACGUUGGCCUCGCAUUCGUAACGCGCGUCCAAGACGGGUACCUCGACAACCCGUACCACUCGUGGUGGCAUGGCGUCGACGUCUUCCAGCGCUGCUUUGCGCUACUGAGUCGCUCGUCGCUUCUGUCACUUUUGCAGCCGAUGCACGUGUUUGCUCUCUUGCUCUCGGCGCUCACACACGAUGUGGGCCACCCGGGCACGGACAAUGGCUUCGAGUCCGCGACCUUGUCGCCGCUCGCCGUGCGCUACAAUGACACAUCGGUGCUCGAGCAGCACCACGCCGCCGAGACCUUUCGCAUCCUCGGUGACCCCGAUUGCAACAUUACAGUCGGCUUGUGCCGCAUCGCGUUCCAGUCGCUGCGCAAAUUUGUCAUUGACGCGAUCCUGCAGACCGACAUGAAGGCCCACUUUGACCUUGUCCACGCGCUCGAAGACGCGCACAACCGCGAGCUCAAGCAAAUGCCGGCCUUCGAUAUCGGCGACGUGCUGCACGUCAAGCACCUUCUCGGAAGCGUCUUGCAUGCGGCCGACAUUGGCGCGCAGAUGUACCCGGUCGACGUCGCGUGGGAGUGGUCGCGCCGGCUCGUCGAGGAGUUUGCAUCGUUGGCAGCGAAAGAACGCAGCGCGGGGAUCCCCGUCGCCGUUUUCCGUGCAUGCUUGGAGACGGACAAGGACAUUGCAACGCUGCAGCUCAAUUUUAUCAACUACAUCGUCACGCCGCUCUGGACUCUGCUCAUGGAGCUCUUUCCCGCCGCCAAGGUGCUCAAGGCCAACCUCGACUGCAACCGCAUGUACUUUCAGCACGAUGUCGCCAACACCGACGUCCACCAAGACAAGGGCCACCGCCGAUCGCUCUGCGCGACACCAACGCUAUCGCUAGUUCCGACCACGCGCUUUGCCAAGCGGAGCGCGACGACCCACUUUACCGAGCAAGCGUGCCACGUCAUCACCGAGACGCUAAUACAACCGACGACGUCCGACGACAAGCGCAAUUAA